GCGUAAGAAGAGUGUGUUGUGGUGUGUGUCAAUACUUUCGGAGUAGCGGAGUUGGUAUGGUUUGUUUUUGAGUGUUGAGGUAUUGAUCCACAAUUCCUCUUUCAAAAGGACAGUUUGUUCUGUUGGGUGACGUCGUCCCGCAACAGAAUAAUUUCGUUAAUAUCAAGAAGAAAAUGUCCCAACAACAAGAUGUCAUCAAACAGAAAACUGAAUCGAAUCAGGUGGUGCACAUCCGUAGUGAUAGCGAAACAAAGCUCGACGAACUCUUCAAUGCUGUCAUCCACCCAAAGGAUUACCAAGUACCCUUGACUGUGCCUAUGAGACUAAGGAACUUGCCACCAUCGUUUUUUAAACAGCCCGAGAAGGGCUCGAAAUCUGCGUCACACUCCCGGGAAUCGAGUGCUGAUAAUUCGAAUUACCCAACCCAGCAGACGCAGCCGCCACCGCCGCUGCCGCAAGUGUCCAGCGGGCUGCAGAUUAACCACCCGAGGGCCCACUCUUCCCCUGCUUCUUUACAGCAGGCCUACAAGAGUGGCCCUUCGGUUGAUCAUCACCAGCAUUUGCGGCAGAGGAGCUAUGGGGAUCUUCUCGAUGACAAUGCACCUUUACCACCAGGAUGGGAAAUGGCCAAGACUGCUGCUGGCCAAACUUAUUUCUUGAACCACCUGACUCAAACUACAACAUGGGUGGAUCCUCGCAAGAAACCGACCACUGCAAGUAUGACCGCUUCUGUGAAUAUGCAAAAUCUUGGUCCUCUACCUAAAGGAUGGGAGCAAGCUACGACAUUGGAGGGCGAAGUAUAUUUCAUCAAUCACAUAGACCGAACUACUAGCUGGUUGGACCCCAGAAUUCCUGCUCAUCUCCAGACCCCUCCAACAGUCAGUGCACCAACCCAAGCUCUUUCAUCAUUAUCUGCUCUUCAGUCACAAAAUCAAGCUCAGGCCAACAGCGUUAGCUUAGCAAGGCAACUACCUACACAGACCAUAAAGCUGCCUUCAACCUUAACAUCAGCUGUCAGUUCUGCUGCAACUUUGAACAAUCAAAUUAACUUACAACAAAGACAACAAAAUCUUCGUGUACAGAGCUUAGAAAUGGAGCGAGAGCAGUUAAGACUGAGACAGCAAGAAAUCAUGCGUCAGCAAGAACUAAUACUCAGACAAAGCCUUGGAGAAAAACUUACUUUAGCUGCUUCACCUACUGGAUCCCUUGUUGAUCUACCUCCUGUUACAAGCCUUGACUCCUUUCUAGAUGGUGGAACUGAUUUCCAUUCCCGCCAAGAAAGUGCAGACAGUGGUCUGGGUUUAGGUACUAACUAUAGCCUUCCCCACACUCCAGAAGAUUUCUUGAGCAACUUAGAUGAUGUAGAGGAUCGACAUAGUAACGACUUAGGCUUGGACUUGCAAACAAAUUUAGAUCUUGGGGAUGAUAAUAUGGAUACUGAUUCUUUAGUCCCAAGUUUGCAAGAAGAACUGAAUGCUGACAUACUUUCUGAUGUUGAAGCUUUGUUAUCUGCCAGUAAAGAUAGUGUCUUGACUUGGCUCUGAAUUCUGAAAAAGAUCACAGAGUUGUGAAAGAAGACUAGUGACAUUGUAACAACAUGUGACUGUUUUGUGUAUCGCUAGCCGGAGACUUUUCCACUGAGGAUUGUUUUCGGAUGCUCUUAGAUGAUGCCCAGUAAAAGUUUUCUUGGCUACUGUACAUUUCUUUUCAGCUUCUUUUUUUUUUUAAUUGGUAGUGGUUUAGUGAUCAAAAGUUGUUAACUGAACUUUUUUAUUAUUGUUGUAAUUAUUGUUUCUUUCAUAUGUAUUAUUUUAAGUUAACCAAGGAAACUUUUACUAGAUUUUUAGUCUUCCAAAUAAAGAAGCAUGAAGUGGAUUAAUUUUAUGAAUUAGUUUUGGGAGUGUUGUCUCUAUGAUCUUAACAUAGAAUUUACUUACAAAGAAAUGGAUGUUUUUAGAAAUAUUAAUUUUAUAAAAUGUAAUGACUCUAUAUUUGAUGUUUUAUCUAAUAUUUCAUAUUACAUGCCUGAAACUAUAAAAUCUAUGUUUGUUGCGUGAUUUAAAAAAAAGAAGAAAUGCAGUUGGUUAUUGAUAUGUAUUGAUUUCGUCUGUAUUUUGUUGCAUAAUUCAUUACUUUUUUGAAAUGCAGGAAAAUUUUUAAUCACAUUUUUUGACUAAUUUUUAUUGUCUUUUACAUUUUUAGAAUGGAGAAAUAUACUCUUAGAGUUAGCUAAGAGUUGUUGUAUCAUAUAGUUGUAAUAAAUUCAUGAGUUGGUGGAUAAUUUUUGAAGUUGAUGUUUCAGAAGUUCAUUGAAGAAUUCAUUCACAAUAUUGUUAAAAGCAUUUUUUUCUGUCUUCACUUAGUAACCAUAGUUAUUUGUACACUCAUUGAUUUAGUUACCCUAGAUUAGAUUUCUGUAAACUGUAUCAUAAAUAUAUCAUCUUGAAUCAGGUUUAGGGAGAGAAUUAAAAAAGAGUGGCUUGAUUUGCAUACUAAAAUUAUUGUUUUAUCAUGUAAUUUACAUUUCUUUAAAAUUUAAUUCAAUACAAUCAGUUUUUAAUUCUUCUCUCAAACUUUCUGCAAUUCAAUAAUCAACUGUAAAUCUUUUUUAUUAUGCUAUUUUAUUUCUAAAAUAUGAAAAAAAUUGCUUCUAGUUUGUAGAGAGUUCCCAUAAUGAUCCAUAAAAUUUCACUUGCCAUAUUCAUCUUUUUUUACUUGGAAGACUAAAAAAUGAAAGGUGUCGGAAAUCAGCAGUACGAUCAUUUGCUCAUUGUCAAAAGCUACAUGCCGUAUCUUUGAGUAUAAGUUCCACAAUUUCAUCUAUACAGAGUCAUCACGGUUUUGUGCUCAAAACUCAGUGCCUUGUUUUACUUUUCAUACAUGGCCACCGCUUUCAUCCAUCAUGCAUGUAUUUUAGCACAAAAGUUCAUCUAUUUUGGAUUCAAUUUUGUAGCCAUAUUUUGUGACUAAAUGACCUACCUUUAGUUGGUUUAUUUGUUAAAAAAUGUUUGUACUAUUCUCGGUUGAUUUUUAAACUAACUUUUACACUCAAACCUCCAUAUCUCGGACAUUAUUAGAACUCUAGAGACAGUUUUUGAGGUCUUUACAGUCAUUUUCUCUUACUAUGUCUUGAAAAUCGGCUCUUUUCGAAUAUUUUUUAACAAGAAAAAAUUAACUGAAAUUAUGUAUAUUUACUAUUGAAACUAUGCAUGCUUUUUAAAUGUGUUUUUGAGGCAUGUUUUGUAGGUUACAUUAAAAAAACUGCCAUUAAUUUCAAGCUUUCUUAUGGUGCUUAUAAAUUAAAGUUGAAAAUAAAUAGCAUGGAUUUAAAAUAACUCUUCUGGAAUACCUCUUGUGGGAAGUAUCAAGAGUAGUUAUCUUUUCCUUCUGUGGUUCCUAAACAUGGAGGUUUGACUGUACAUUUCAUCACAGAUCUGUGUACAAUAACCAAAACAAAUCUUUUUUUUUUUUUUAAUAUAAUGGUUACCAGCUGAAUCUUGUGUAGAGUUUCAACAGACUUUUUAAAUGUGAUGUGUAAAAAUUGUUUGUUAUAUUUUUAAAAGUUUAGAUCAUUGCAUGAGAAAUAUUCCAAGUUGAAUUUGAAUUAUGCUUUUACAUUUACUGCUUUUCUUCAAGGAAUUGUUUAUUUUUUUAAUGUCACAAUUUGAGUUUUGAUUUAUUGCAGUGCAAUAAAAAUUAAUCUUUGAAAUAAUUGGUUUAUAGUGCACGCUAGCACCCGAUUAGCACAGGCAUCGGCAUAUAAUGAAAGUUAUAUGAAGCAGGUUGCACUAUUCAAUAUGAGGCAAAUAUCACUUUAUUGCAGCAAUUCCACAUUGACUUUAUACUUUAGGGCCUUUGGGAAGACAUUUGGUCAUACCGUUUGUGGUGACAUUUUGAAUCUUGCCACUUCAAGCAUUCAAACUGACAUUAAACUGAGUGGAAAAUAACCACGCUGUUUUGUCUGAAAAAUCCAAAAGACUUUCAAUCAAAAAUUUCCACUACUAUUGAAACCACGUGAAAGAAACCCAAAACUGAAAGUCUACCAAACUUGAUGACUUUGACAUUGAAAAUAUGUAAAAUGUUUUCUUCACAUCAUGCAUUUAAUAUUGAAAUUUUUAUAUUCUUAGCUUUUACAUAACCUUACUCAAUCAACUAGUACUUUAAACUAGCUCUACUAUCUUAUUAAUAAUUUAAAAAAACUAAUCAAAUAGUUUUUAAUUAUUAUUGUUAUUAGUGUUUAAAAUAGUGGAUUGUUUUACAACUUUUAUUGAAAAAUCACUUAAAUAUAUAUAUAUAUUCCUACAUUGAUGUACUUAUUAUCUUUAUUAUUUCAAAACGAUUUUGCCUCUAAAAUUCAUAGACUUACUACUUCUUGCUAACCUGCACUCUUUUCACUAGAGCUGACUCAUGCAAGAAGCAUUUGGUUAAGUCUAGAUCCUAUUUGCACAACUAUUAACCAAGUAAUCAAGUUUUCCCUCAUUUUCUGCGAUAAAUUAUACCGAAUUUUAACUUUUUAAAUUGCUUGAAGAAAAGCAUUGAAUGUAUAGAUUUCGAUGAGUCGUUCAUACAUACAUUUUUCAUCUGUGAUUUGUGUGCCUUUUUAUAUUCCAUAAGAUGUAUUUUAAGAAUCCUGAACAAUCAUAAAAGACAGAUUGCAGUGCACAAUGCAAUAUUUUCUUAAUAGUGUUCACUAUUUAAUUAUGAAAAGUUUAUGAGCAUUGCUAUUAUAAAAUUUUAUUGCUGUUUGCAAAGCUUGUUAAACGUUUGUUAAAUUAUAUUACCAGUGUAUACAACACACGUUUAAGCAAUAUUUUAAAGACAAUUGAAUUUUAAACUGAAAUUUUACUGUAUUUUUACUUGACCCCCCCCCCCCCGGAACUAAUAUGUUGUUUUUCAUUGAAAUAUCUUAGCAUACAUUUUGCUAUCAAUCCACAUUUCUAAUCGUUUUAUAUAUAAUUUUUUUAACUUGAUUUAUUUAAUAAUUUUAUCAGCUGUAUCUGGUUAUCAUUUUAGAUCAUCUGUGGGAAAGAAACUGUAUUUCCUGUACUAUGCAAAAGUGCAUCUUAUUUACAAUAAAAUCAAUCCAUCAAUGUG
Uloborus diversus is the source of this 5094-nucleotide messenger RNA. RefSeq names its product transcriptional coactivator YAP1-A-like. Gene Ontology annotation, cellular component: nucleus; cytoplasm. Bases 174 to 1544 code for a protein of 456 amino acids. NCBI's taxonomy places the organism in Eukaryota, Metazoa, Arthropoda, Arachnida, Araneae, Uloboridae. The record is from RefSeq and is a predicted model, not a curated record. Gene Ontology annotation, biological process: positive regulation of transcription by RNA polymerase II; hippo signaling. Gene Ontology annotation, molecular function: protein binding; transcription coactivator activity. The transcript is spliced from 7 exons.